AUGAGUAACCCGUUGCAACGCAGCGAGGCGGCGGGGACGGCGGGCCCUGCUGCUGCUGCUGCUCCCGCAGCAGCAGCAGCAGCAGCAGCAGCUGGUCCUACCGCGGCAACAGCAGCCCCGACGUCCCCCGCAACAGCAGCAGCACCCGCAGCAGCAGCAGCCGCACCCACAGCAGCAGCAGCCGCACCCGCAGCAGCAGCAGCAGCAGCCGCACCCGCAGCAGCAGCAGCAGCAGCAGCAGCAGGAGAAGCGGGUUUGUCUCGUCGAGCUGCUGCAGUGUGCGAACAGCUGCGGGAGUUGAGCUGGGGCGUUGGGGUGUCUGUACAGCUGCUGAGCAGCAGCAAAAGCCGCAGCAGCGAAAAGAACUUUUUGCGAAUUCAAAAAUGUUUAAACAAAAUAAAACAUUUAGGAGACAGCAGCAGCAGCAGCAGCAGCAGCAGCGGGCUUUUGCAGGAGCUGGAGAGCCUCAACUUGUCCCUUUUUGUCUCCGAGUUUGCUGCUGCUCUUGCUGAAGUGGAGGGCCGUGCUGCUGCACUUCGUGCUGCUGCUGCUGCUGCUGCUUUUCUUGCUGCUGCUUAUUCCGACUUUUCUUCUCUUUUCCUCCAGGCCCUCAAAAGGAACAUUCAAACGCUGAGCUCGGGCCUUGCUGCUAGUGCUGCUGCAGAGAUACCCCGGGGCUCCGGGGCCCCACAGCCUUUCAGCGACUGCUACUUAAUAGCAGCACCUGAAGCAGCAGCAAAGCAGCAGCAGCAGCAGCAGCAGCAGCAGCAGCUGGCCUCGCGCAUCCGCCUGCUGCUGCGCUUCCUUGCAGAUUUGCUGCUGUUGCAGCUGCUGCCAUCAGAGUUCGAGCCGCUGCUCCUGCAGGUGCUGCAGCUCGCCACUGCAAGCCCACCCCCAGCUCAGCAGCAGCAGCAGCAGAAACAGCAGCAGCAGCAGCAGCAGCAACAAACUGCUGUUGCGUAUGAAGCAGAGUGGCCAGAGCUUUCACCGCAAAAGCCCAAAAGUGUCUCUAGUUUGCAAGUCUCCCCAGCAGCAGCAGCAGCAGCAGCAGCGGACGUUGCAGAUGCAGCAGCUGUAGCCUGCCCAGCAGCAGCAGACGCCGCUGCAGCAGCAGCAGCAACUGCUGCUGCUGCUGCCAGCCCCAAGUGGGCCUACAGCGCGCCGCUGUGUCUGCUGCGGCUGCAGGCCCUCUCAGGGGCCUUCUGCCGCCUUGCUGCUUUGCUGCUGCUGCCGAAGCAGCAGCAGCAGCAGCAAGUAGCUGAAAUCGUGUCCUUGCUGCUGCAGAAGCAACGGAGGGAGAAAGCAGCAGCUGCUGCUGCAGCUGCUGCUCCCGAGUCUGCUGCAGAGGGAGCCGCUGCGGCGCCGGCAGCAGGAGCAGCAGAAGCAGCUGCUGCUGCUGAGGACCCUGCAGCAGCACCAGCAGCAGCAGCACCAGCAGCAACAGCACCAGCAGCAACAGCAGCAGCAGCAGCGCCGGGGACAGCAGACGACAGCAAAGAACAGCCGGAGGAGACAAUUGAAUUUGCUGCUUUAACUCCCGAGCUGCUGUUUGCUGCACUGCAGCACGAGGGCCUCACUAUUGCUGAUGCUGCUGCUGCUCUUGAGGCCCUCAGGGCCCCACAGCCGCUGCUCUCUGAUGCAUGCAGGGCGCAGAUGAAGGCAAUGCUGUGCCGCUUCUACAAUGACUCCGUGCUGCUGCUGCUGCUGGCGCUGCAGCAGGAGCUGCUGCAGCAGGAAGUGGAGAACCUGCAGCAAACUGUUGACAAGGGACAAGUGUCUCCGGAGAGCCACACGAGACUCAUGGCCCUGAGAGACAAGUUUGCUGCUGCGCUGCAGCAGGCAACUGCGCUGGCUGUGCUGCUGCAGCAGCAGCAGCCAGACGUAGCAGCACUAGAGCAGCAAGCAGCAGCAAAUGUGCCGGGCAGCAGUCUCCUCCUCAGCUCCAUUCGGCUGCAGCAGCCGGGAGACGAGCCUGCUGCUGCUGCUGCUGCAGAUGCUGCUGCUGCAGAAGACGAAGCAAGUAUCAUUUGGAGAGACAAAGAAGAAAUGUUGUUUUAUACGGACAUCCCGAAUUUGUAUGAUUUGCUGCCUGCGAAUUUGCUGGGCUCUAAAGAAGCAAAGGAAGACAAGAACAAGGGUACAGAGCAGCAGCGAACAGCAGCAGCAGCAGCAGCAGCAGCAGAGGCUCCUUCUGCUGCAGCGUCUACAGCAGCGCCAACAGCAGCAUCCUCGGCAGCAGCAGCACCAUCAGCAGCAGCAGCAGCAGCAGCACCAUCAGCAGCAGCAAUAGCAGCAGGAGCAGAACCUGGAAGCACCAUGGCUGUUAUUCUUACCCGUCUUUCUCAAGCAACAACGGCGCAGCAAAUAGACCAGCUGGCAGUGGAUUUCUUUUUGGAGAGGCAGAAUAACAAAGCCAAUCGUGCUGCACUGGCGAAGGCCCUUUUGCUGCUGCCGCGGCAGCAGCAGCAGCAGCAGCAGGUACCGCUGUGUGCCCGCAUGCUGGCCAUCAUGAGGAAAGUGCUCAAGGAGGAGACAAAUCAAGUUUUGGAGACACUGCAGGCGGAGCUGAAGCAAAUGAUUGACGAGCCCGACCCCUCAAAACUCGAGCAGCGAAUUCGAAGUCUCCGUUUUUUUUGCGAAUGCGUCAAAUUCAAUUUGCUGCCUCCGGGUUUGGCUUUGAACGCUUUUAGCUCCUUUUUGGACGAUUUAAAUCCCCAAAAAGUCCUUUUUCUUUUCCAUCUUUCCGAGGGCUGCGGGCGCUUCCUGCUGCACUCCGCGUGGACGCGGGCCCGCUGCGCCCGGCUGCUGCAGCGGCUGCUGCGGCUUGCUGCAGCAGUUAAUUUGUCUCCGGAAGAUGAGUGUCUCCUUUUGGACACUUUUUACUUUUUGAAUAAUUUAAAUUCCAAAUUGAACUCCAAGUCCAACUCCAAAUCGAAUUCCAGAAAAAAAAACAAGUCCCACGCGCUCCAGCAAUUCGUCCAACACCUGCUCUUCCACGAACUCUACCAGGGAGACGACACUCAAGAGACCGUCGCGCGCCUCGCCCGCAAACUCCCCUGGGGCACAGACCCCCAAGUGCUGCGCUACUUCAGAGACAGCUGGCUGGAACUCGGGACCAACACCAAGUUUCAGUUUCUUCACCGCCACGCAGCGCUUUUGGCGGACUUGGCCAAAUAUAUUCCAUUUCAAGUUAUUAGCUGCAUAGAUGCUCUUUUAGAAGACAUACAGUUUGGAAUGGAGACAGAAGACCCCAGCGAGGCCCCCAGGCGCCUCCGGCAGGCCAGACUCUUGGGGGAGCUUUACAACUACAGGCUAAUAGACUCCUCCGUGUUGUUUGAUGUCUUAUACUCCCUUUUGGGGUUUGGCGGGGCUUCUUCAUUUCAAGCCGGAAACAUCCGCACUGCCCACAAGCUGCUGCUGCCUAGCCCGCAGCAGCAGCAGCAGCAGCGGCAGCAGCCGCAGCAGCAGCAGCAGCAGCAGCAGCAGCAGCAGCAGCUGCUGCUGCUGAACGUGUGCUCCUCGCCCCCCGAAGGGCCCUUGGACUUGACGCGUUUGAAAUGCAUUUUGGAGAUUUUGCGCAGCAGCGGGAAAUAUUUCAAAUCGGGAAAGUCGAAGCAAAAGUUGGAUCGCUUUUUGGUUUUCUUCCAGCGCUACUUCCGCAAAAAGGCGGAGACAGCGCUGGUGGACGAACAAGAAGUCUACGAAACCCUGCGGGAGCUGCGGCCCCACUUGAAGCUGCUGCCAACAGCAGCAGCAGCAGAUGCAGCAGCAGCAGCGCUGCUGCGGGAAGAAGCAGCAAUUCUCCAAAGCAUUGGCGAGGGGCCCGAAGAAGAGCUGCUAGAUGAAAAAGCCAUUUACGGAGAAGAAGAAGGCAGUCAAGAUGAAGCAGCAGAAGAGACAGAAAAGGAGACAGAAGAGGAGACAGCCCACACUCUGAGGGCCCACGCCGACAGAGACAAAGAGGCAACAGACGAGGAAUUUGAGGCUCUUUUCUCUGAGGCGAUGGAAGAAGCAGCAGCAGAAGCGCGAGCAGCAAGGCAGCAGCAGCAGCAGCAGCAGCUGCGGCUGCCCUGGGCCAUCUUGAAGGACCUGCCGGCGGCUCCUGCAGCAACAGCAACACCAGCAGCAGCAGCAGCAGCAGCAGCAGAAGGAGAGGCUAAAGGCAGCCCGGGGUCAGAAGCAGAGGAAGCCCCUAAAUCCUCGGUCACACUGCGUCUGCUGCAGCGGCGGGCUGAGAAGAGGGGCAAAGUGCAGCUGCGGCCGCUGACUGUGCCUGUGGACAGUCCUUUGCUGCUGCUGGCGCAGCAGCAGCGGCAGCAGCAGCAGCAGCAGCAGCAACAGCAACAGCAGCAGCAAGCGAGAAUCGAAAAGUAUGUACUCGAAAGCGUCAUGGGAGAAGGAGCAGCAGGAAAAACGCAUGCAGCAAAACCUGCAAACCCUAAAACUAUACCUGGCCUAGCAGCUCCAGACACCAAGAAGGGCCCCCAGGGGGCCCCCAAGGGGGGCCCCCAGGGGGGCCCUCAAGGGGGCCCCCAGGGGGGCCCCCAGGGUAAGAAGAAGGGAGAGGGGGCCAUGGGCGGCAAGGCUUUGCUGCUGCUGCUGCUGCUGCUGCUGCAGCAAACGCCCGUCGACAGCGAGGCUGCUGCUGCUGCUGCUGCUGCUGCUGCGUGUCUUACCGCCGCAGCAAGGGCUGGCGUGGCGAGUCGGCUUUCGUCUUUUUCUGAUUUUACCCUUCCCAGAACAAGUCUAUUAAAUCCAAUUCAUUUCAAUAAUUCCAAUUUAGCCUCUUUUCCAGCUUCUCUCUCUAAGGCUGCGUCUUUCGCCACGCAGCAGCAGCAGCAGCAGCAGCAGCAGCUCAGUGCUUCCCCGCCGAAAAUGACGAAGACGGCGCUCGUUGUGCUCGCAAAUGGGGCAGAGGAUGUGGAGUUCGUAGCCGCAGUCGACGUCCUGCGUCGUGCCGGGAUGAAGGUGUUGGUGGCGAGCGUGGGGGACUCGCUGUUUGUGAAAACCUCCCACGGAUUAAAAAUCGAAGGAGACAUUUUGUUGAAGGAGGUUUCUGAACAAAACAACUACGACGUCAUUGUCAUCCCCGGCGGGCUGAAGGGCGCGGAGAACUGCCGGGACAGCAGCCACCUUGCUGCGCUGCUGCGCGCGCAGCACAGCAGCAGCAAAUGGAUAGCAGCAAUUUGUGCUUCUCCAGCUUUGGUGCUGCAGCAGCAAGGGUUUUUGGAAAACGUCCGCGCAGUGGCUUACCCCUCCUUCCAGCAGCAGCUGCCGCUCAAGGGCGAAGGCAGGGUUUGCGUCGACAAGCACUUCAUAACUUCUGUGGGCCCGGGGAGCGCAAUGGAGUUUGCUUUGGAGAUUGUGAAGCAUCUUGUUGGCGAAGCAAAAUAUGAAGAGUUGAAGAAGGGCCUUUGCAUGCCCUAG
Eimeria tenella is the source of this 5427-nucleotide messenger RNA. Its product is annotated as intracellular protease, putative. Gene Ontology annotation, cellular component: exon-exon junction complex; cytoplasm. NCBI's taxonomy places the organism in Eukaryota, Apicomplexa, Conoidasida, Eucoccidiorida, Eimeriidae. The record is from RefSeq and is a predicted model, not a curated record. Gene Ontology annotation, molecular function: protein binding; RNA binding. Gene Ontology annotation, biological process: nuclear-transcribed mRNA catabolic process, nonsense-mediated decay. The transcript is spliced from 23 exons. Bases 1 to 5427 code for a protein of 1808 amino acids.